UCCACGCCACGCGCCGCGCCCGGGCCGCGCGCCCAUAGGCUCGGAGCUCGGGCGCGUCGGCGGCGCCCGUCCCCUCGGGUCCUCGGCUCCACCCGCGCCGGCCCCGCGCGCCGGCAUCGGAUGCGCGGACGUGCAGGGGCGCUGCGCGCAGAGCGGAGAGGACGCGGCCGGAGCCGGCCGGGAAGAUGGUCCCCAGGGAGGCGGCCCGCGCCGCGCUCCUGUGCGCUCUGCUGGGCUCCGCGCUCGCCGGGGACGCGAGCCCCGAGGCGGCUGCCGGCGCCCGGGACGUGCCCGAGGGGGCUUCCACCUUGGCUUUUGUGUUCGAUGUGACCGGCUCCAUGUACGACGACCUCGUCCAGGUCAUCGAAGGGGCCUCCAAGAUCCUGGAGACGUCUCUGAAAAGACCGAAGAGGCCACUCUUCAACUUCGCCCUGGUGCCCUUCCACGACCCAGAAAUCGGCCCGGUGACAAUUACCACAGAUCCCAAGAAAUUUCAGUAUGAACUCAGAGAACUGUAUGUUCAGGGUGGUGGUGAUUGUCCAGAAAUGAGUAUUGGAGCUAUCAAAAUUGCCUUGGAAAUUUCUCUCCCCGGAUCUUUCAUCUAUGUUUUCACUGAUGCACGGUCCAAGGAUUACCGACUCACCCAUGAGGUGCUGCAGCUCAUCCAACAGAAGCAGUCCCAGGUAGUGUUUGUGCUCACUGGAGACUGUGAUGACAGGAACCACAUCGGAUACAGAGUUUAUGAAGAAAUCGCCUCUACCAGCUCCGGUCAAGUGUUCCAUCUGGACAAGAAGCAGGUGAACGAGGUGUUAAAGUGGGUGGAAGAAGCAGUGCAGGCCUCCAAAGUUCACCUUUUAUCCACAGACCAUUUGGAACAGGCUGUCAAUACUUGGGAAAUCCCUUUUGAUCCGAGCCUGAGAGAAGUCACGGUGUCCUUGAGCGGUCCUUCGCCCCUGAUUGAAAUUCGCAGUCCUGUAGGGAAGCUGAUAAAAAAGGGAUUUGGCCUGAAUGAGCUAUUAAAUAUCCACAACUCUGCCAAAGUGGUGAAUGUGAAAGAGCCAGCAGCUGGAUUGUGGACAGUGAAGACCUCCAGCAGUGGAAGGCACUCUGUUCGCAUCACCGGCCUCAGUACUCUUGAUUUCCGAGCUGGCUUUUCCCGACAGCCCACGCUGGACUUCACAAAAACGGCCAGCAGACCAGUGCAAGGAAUACCCACCUACGUACUGCUGAACACUUCUGGACUUUCCAUUCCGGCAAGAGUGGAUCAUCUUGAACUUCUGAGCACAUCAGGCAGUUCUCUCAAGGCAAUUCCUGUUAAAUAUUACCCAGAUCGAAAGCCAUAUGGCAUAUGGAACAUUUCUGACUUCAUUCCACCCAAUGAAGCCUUCUUUCUCAAGGUGACCGGCUAUGAUAAGGAUGACUACCUCUUCCAGAGAGUGUCGAGUGUUUCCUUCUCGAGUAUCAUUCCAGAUGCUCCCAAAGUUUCAAUGCCCAGGAAAACUCCGGGAUACUACCUGCAGCCUGGCCAGAUUCCCUGCUCUGUUGAGAGUCUUUUGCCGUUUACCUUGAGCUUUGUGAGAGAUGGAGUUACUCUCGGCGUAGACCAGUAUUUAAAAGAAUCCACCACCGUGACCUGGGAUAUCGACAGAGUCACCUUGUCUGACGAAGGCGCCUAUGGGUGCAUCGCAGUCAGCAGCGCAGGGACUGGACGAGCACAGACAUUUUUUGACGUAUCAGAGCCCCCGCCAGUCAUCCACGUGCCCGCUAACGUCACAGCCGCUCCUGGAGAGAGAGCAGUUCUGACGUGUCUCGUCAGCAGUGUGGCGGAUUUCAACCUAACCUGGCAGAGGAAUGGCCGAGAUGCCAGGCUGGCAGAGCCAGCCCGAGCCAGCACCUUGGCUAACCUCUCGCUGGAGCUGGCGGGUGUGAAAUUCAGCGAUGCUGGCGAGUACCACUGCACAGCUUCCAGCGCCGGUGGAUCAGCCGCUGCUUCAGUUGUCCUCACGGUGCAAGAGCGACCCAGAGUCACCGUGGUGCCCAGGAAUCAGUCUUUCACGGGAGGGUCGGAGGUCUCCAUCAGGUGCUCUGCGACGGGGUAUCCCCGACCCAGGACCCGCUGGGCCUUCAACGACAUGCUCAUCAUGGGUUCUCACAGGUACAAGAUGACCUCUGAUGGCACCUUACUCAUCAGAAACGCAGUUCCCAAGGACGCAGGGAUCUACAGUUGCCUGGCAAGUAAUUCGGCUGGAACGGAUAAACAGACUUCCACCCUCAGAUACAUUGAAGCCCCAAAGUUGCUUGUGGUUCAGAGCGAGCUUUUGGUCGCUCUAGGGGACACCACGGUCAUGGAAUGCAGAACGUCCGGCGUCCCUCCGCCCCAGGUGACAUGGUUCAAAGGAGAUCUGGCGUUGAGGCCCUCGACAUUCCUCGCCAUUGACCCUGCCUUGGGGCUUUUGAAGAUUAAAGAAACGCAAGACCUGGAUGCCGGCGACUACACAUGUGUUGCCGUCAACGAUGCUGGAAGAGCCACUGGCAGGAUGACACUGGAUGUUGGCUCACCUCCAGUUUUCAUGCAAGAACCUGCUGAUGUGUCUGUGGAAAUUGGCUCGAACGUGACGUUACCCUGUUACGUUCAGGGUUAUCCUGAACCAAAGAUCAAAUGGCGAAGAUCAGACAACGUGCCCAUCUUCUCGAGACCCCUUUCCGUCAGCUCCAUCAGCCAGCUUCGAACAGGAGCUCUCUCUAUUUUAAGCUUAUGGGCAAGUGAUGAAGGCACCUAUAUUUGUGAAGCUGAAAACCAGUUUGGAAAGAUUCAGUCCCAGACAACAGUCACGGUGACAGGACUUGCCGCCCCGCUUAUUGGAAUCAGCCCGUCUGUGGCCAGUGUCGUUGAGGGACAGCAGCUCACUCUGCCUUGUACGCUGUUGGCUGGAAAUCCCAUUCCAGAACGUCGAUGGAUUAAGAAUUCAGCCGUGUUGGUCCAGAAUCCUUACGUCACCGUGCGCAGCGAUGGCAGCCUCCACAUUGAGCGAGCCCGGCUUCAGGAUGGAGGGGAAUACACUUGUGUGGCCAGCAGCGUGGCCGGAGCCAGCAACAGAACAACCUCUGUGGUGGUGCACGUUCCACCGACCAUUCAGCACGGGCAGCAGAUACUCAGUACGAUCGAAGGCGUCCCAGUGACCCUGCCGUGCAAAGCUAGUGGGAUUCCCAAGCCGUCCAUCGUCUGGUCCAAGAAGGGAGAGCUGAUUUCCAGCAGCAGUGCUAGGUUUUCGACAGGGGCAGACGGAAGUCUGUCUGUGGUGUCCCCCGGGGGUGACGAGAGUGGGGAGUAUGUGUGCACAGCCACCAAUGCAGCCGGCUACGCCAAAAGGAAGGUGCAGCUGACCGUGUACGUAAGGCCCCGAGUGCUUGGAGACCAGCGAGGACUGUCCCCGGACAAGCCCGUGGAGAUCUCCGUCCUGGCAGGAGAGGAGGUGACGCUUCCCUGUGAAGUGAAGAGCCUGCCCCCACCCACUGUCACCUGGGCCAAGGAGACCCAGCUCAUCUCGCCCUUCUCGCCAAGACACACGUUCCUCCCCUCCGGCUCCGUGAAGAUCACCGAGAGCCGCGUUUCAGACUCUGGGCUGUAUCUCUGUGCUGCCACAAACAUUGCGGGGAACGUGACUCAGUCUGUGAAGUUAAACGUCCACGUGCCUCCAAAGAUACAGCGUGGCCCAAAACAUGUGAAAGUCCGGAUCGGGCAGAGAGCGGAUGUUCCCUGCAACGCCCAGGGGACGCCUCGCCCCGUCCUGACCUGGGUGAAGGGUGGACGGACCCUGCUGCUCGAUGGGGUGCAGCGCCUGAGCCGUCCCGAUGGGACUCUGAGCUUGCAGCAAGCCGCGCUCUCAGACGCGGGCCUUUACACGUGUGUCGCCACGAACGUAGCAGGCAGUGACGAAGCGGAGAUAACGCUACAUGUCCAAGAACCACCCACAGUGGAGGAGGUAGACUCUCCAUUUAACACUCCAUUCCAGGAAAGACUGGCCAGUCAACGCAUUGCAUUUCCAUGCCCUGUAAGAGGUACUCCCAAGCCCACUGUCAAAUGGCUACACAACGGUAGAGAGCUGACCGGCAGAGAGCCUGGUAUCUCCGUCCUGGAAGGCGGCAGGUUGUUGGUCAUUGCUUCCGUUGCACCGUCUGAUGGUGGGGACUACAUCUGUGUGGCAGUCAAUGAAGCCGGCACCGCAGAGAGGAAGUACAACCUCAAAGUCCAUGUUCCUCCUGUAAUUAAAGAUGAAGAACAAGUAACGAAUGUGUCCGUGUUGGUGAACCAGCUGACCAGUCUCUCCUGCGACGUGGAAGGGACGCCACCUCCCGUCAUCACGUGGUACAAAGAUGACGUGCUGGUGCAGGAGAGCAGCACUAUUGAGACCGUGAGCAAUGGGAGGACCCUGAAGCUCUCCUCGGCCACGCUGCAGGACUCGGGACGAUACUCCUGCAGAGCAGUGAACGUCGCGGGCACUUCUCAGAAGGACUUUAAUAUCCAUGUGCUCGUUCCGCCCAGCGUGAUAGGAGCGCGCUCCCCAGAUGAAGUCUCAGUGGUCCUCAGCCGCAGCACCACCCUCGAGUGCCGGGUCACAGGCACCCCCUUCCCCGACAUCCACUGGCUCAAAGACGGCAAGCCUUUGUUGUUGAGCGAUCCCAAUAUUGAACUUCUAGACAGAGGACAAAUUCUGCAUCUAAAGAAUGCACGAAGAAGUGACAAGGGGCGCUACCAGUGUGCUGUGUCUAAUGCAGCUGGCAAGCAAGCCAAGGACAUAAAGCUGACUGUCUAUCUUCCACCCAGUAUUAAAGGAGGGAAUGUCACCACAGAAAUAUCGGCAUUGAUCAACAGCAUGAUUAAGCUGGAAUGUGAAACACGGGGACUUCCAGUGCCUGCGGUCACGUGGUAUAAGGACAGCCAGCCAGUCACGUCCAGCUCACAAGUACUUUAUAUUGACAAAGGGCAGUUUCUUCAUAUUCCUCAAGCACAGGUCUCCGAUGCAGCAAAGUAUACAUGUCGUGUCUCCAAUGUUGCUGGAACUGCGGAAAAAUCAUUCCAUGUGGAGGUCUACGUUCCUCCAUCGAUUGAAGGGGACUCGGCCACGCCUUGGAACAGACAAGUGGUUCUUGGUCACUCACUGACACUGGAGUGCAGAGCUUCUGGCAACCCCCCUCCAGUUCUCACCUGGUUAAAAGACGGGGUACCUGUGAGAGCCAGCGAUAAUGUCCGCAUCGAAGCUGACGGGAAGAAACUGGAGGUCCUGAGUGCCAUGGAAGCCGAUCGGGGAGAGUACGUGUGUGUGGCUACCAAUGUGGCGGGAGAAAAGGAAAUCAAAUAUGAAGUUGAUAUCCUAGUGCCUCCAACUGUAGAAGGAGGAGAGGAAACAUCUUACUUCAUUGUGAUGGCUGAUAACUCGCUGGAGCUAGAUUGUCAAGUGGCGGGCUCUCCCCCACCAGCUAUCGUGUGGCUGAAGGACGGUCAGCUAAUUGACGGAAGAGAUGGAUUCAAGGUUUUACUAAAUGGACGUAAAUUGGUUAUUGCUCAGGCGCAGGUGUCAGAUACUGGUGUUUACCAGUGUGUGGCAACAAACACUGCUGGAGACCACAGGAAGGAGUUUGAAGUGACUGUUCAUGUUCCCCCAACAAUCAAGUCCUCAGGCCCUCCCGAGAGAACGGUGGUGAAACACAAGCCUGUCACCCUGCAGUGCAUAGCCAAUGGCAUUCCAAAUCCGUCCCUCACAUGGCUGAAAGAUGACCAGCCUGUGAACACUGCCCAAGGAAACCUCAAAGUACAGUCUUCUGGUCGGGUUCUGCACAUUGCCCAGGCGCUGUUGGAAGAUGCUGGCAGAUACACAUGCGUGGCCACCAGUGCGGCAGGAGACGCGGAGCAGCCCUUCCAGCUGCGCGUGCAUGAGCCGCCCAGCCUGGAGGAGGCAGGGAAGCUGCUGAAUGAGACUGUGGUGGUGAACGGUGCUGUCCAGCUGGAGUGCAUGGCGGCCGGACAUCCCCUGCCUGUAAUCACAUGGUACAAAGAUAACCGUCCACUCUCAGCCACCAGCGCCACUUUCUUGAAGAGAGGGCAGAUCAUUGUCAUUGAAAGUGCACAGAUUUCAGAUGCUGGUGUGUACAAGUGCGUGGCCGUCAACUCAGCGGGCGCUACAGAGUUGUUUUAUAGUCUGCAAGUUCACGUGCCCCCAUCGAUUUCCAGCAGCAAUGACGUGGUAGCAGUGCUGGUGAAUAAUCUGGUGAGGUUAGAAUGCGAAGCCAGAGGCAUCCCUGCCCCGAGCCUGACCUGGCUGAAGGAUGGCAGCCCUGUCUCGAGUUUCACUAAUGGAAUACAGGUUCUUUCUGGGGGCCGCAUCUUAGCUUUGGCCAGCGCACAAGUCAGUGACUCGGGGAGGUACACCUGUGUGGCAGUGAAUGCUGCUGGCGAGAAUCAAAGGGACAUUGACCUCCGAGUCCACGUUCCACCCAACAUCGUGGGAGAAGAACAGAACGUCUCUGUGCGCCUCAGCCAGGCCCUGGAGCUGCUCUGCAGAGGCGACGCUGUCCCGCCCCCGACGCUCACCUGGCUGAAAGACGGCCGCCCCCUGCUGAGGAAGCCGGGCCUCAGCAUCGCUGAGAACGGAGGUGUGUUAAAGAUUGAAGAUGCUCAAGUUCAGGACGCAGGACGUUACACCUGUGAGGCUACGAAUGUUGCUGGGAAAACUGAGAAAAACUACAAUGUCAACAUUUGGGUGCCACCAAAUAUUUAUGGUUCUAAUGAACUUGUUCAGCUUACAGUCAUCGAAGGGAAUCUCAUUAGUCUGUUGUGUGAAUCAAGCGGUAUCCCACCCCCGAAUAUCAUUUGGAAGAAGAAAGGCUCUCCUGUGCUGGCGGACUCUGUGGGGCGAGUCCGGAUUUUAUCUGGUGGCAGACAGCUGCAGAUUUCAGUUGCUGAGAAGUCGGAUGCAGGGCUGUAUACGUGUGUGGCAUCCAGUGUUGCCGGAAGUGCACAGAAGGACUACACUCUGCAAGUUUACAUUCGACCAACCAUAGCAGGCAGCGGCAGCCAGCCUACUGAGCUUGUGGUGAUGCGAGGGCAGGACAUCUCGCUGGAGUGUGCAGUGCAGGGCGUUCCUCAGCCCGUGGUGACCUGGAUGAAGGACGGCCGCCCCCUGACCAAGGGAAGGGGACUGGAAGUACUGGACGAAGGCCGCACCCUGCAGGUGAAGAACACCCACGUGUCCGACACGGGCCGUUACGUGUGUGUCGCUGUGAACGUAGCAGGAAUGACUGACAGGAAGUAUGACGUAAGCGUGCAUGCCCCGCCAAGCAUCAUAGGAAACCAGGGGGCACCUGAAAAUAUCAGUGUGGUGGAAAAGAACUCGGUGUCCCUGACCUGUGACGCUUCAGGAGUUCCACUGCCCUCAGUCACCUGGCUUAAAGACGGGUGGCCCGUCAGCCUUAGCAGUUCCGCGAGGAUUCUCUCAGGAGGCAGGACACUGCGGCUGAUGCAGGCCAAGGUGGAGGAUGCGGGCCAGUACAUGUGUGUCGUCAGGAACGCGGCAGGCGAAGGAAGAAAACUCUUCGGACUUUCAGUACUGGUUCCGCCUCACAUUGUGGGUGGAGACACACUGGAAGACGUGAAGGUGAAGGAGAGGCACAGUGUCAGGCUGACGUGCGAGGUGACAGGGAAUCCAGUCCCAGAGAUCACCUGGCACAGAGACGGGCAGCUCCUGCAGGAAGACGAAGCCCAUCACCUUGUGUCCGGUGGCCGUUUUCUGCACAUCCGCGAGGCCCAGGUGUCGCACACUGGAAGAUACACGUGUCUGGCUUCCAAUUCGGCUGGGGACAAGAGCAAAAGCUUCAGUCUGACUGUGUUUGUGUCUCCAACAAUUGCUGGUGUGGACGGCGACAGCAGCCCUGAGGAUGUCACUGUCAUCCUGAACAGCCCCACGUCUCUGGUCUGUGAAGCUUAUUCCUACCCCCCCGCUACCAUCACCUGGUCGAAGGAUGGAGCCCCCUUGGAAUCCAACCGAAAUAUCCGCAUUCUCCCAGGAGGGCGGACCCUGCAGAUCCUGAACGCGCGAGCGGACGAUGCUGGGAGGUACUCCUGCGUCGCCACUAAUGAGGCUGGCGAGAUGAUAAAACACUACGAGGUGAAGGUCUACAUUCCACCCAUAAUCAGUAAAGGGGACCUUCUGGGGCCAGGCGUUUCCCCUAAGGAAGUGAAGAUCAAAGUCAACAACACGCUGACCCUGGAGUGCGAAGCCUAUGCGGUUCCUUCCGCCUCCCUCAGCUGGCACAAGGAUGGACAGCCCCUUACGCCAGAUGAUCAUAUUACUAUUGCCGCUAAUGGACAAACACUUCAAAUAAAGGAGGCUCAAAUAUCAGACACAGGGCGCUACACCUGUGUAGCAGCUAACAUCGCCGGUGAAGAUGAGCUGGAUUUUGAUGUGAAUAUACAAGUUCCUCCAAGUUUCCAGCAACUCUGGGAAAUAGGAAACAUGCUGGAUACAGGCCGGAGCGGCAAAGCCAAGGACGUGAUCCUCAACAACCCCGUUUCCCUUUCCUGCGAGACCAAUGCUGCUCCACCUCCCACGCUGACCUGGUACAAAGAUGGCCAUCCUCUGACCUCCAGCGAUAAAGUGAUGAUUUUACCAGGAGGGCGCGUGCUGCAGAUUCCCAGGGCCAAAGUGGAUGACGCCGGGAGGUACACGUGUGUGGCCGUCAAUGAGGCUGGAGAAGCUUCCCUCCAGUACGACGUCCGCGUCCUCGUGCCCCCCAUCAUCAAGGGAGCCGACAGCGAUCUCCCUGAAGAGGUCACCGUGCUGAUGGGCAGGAGUGUGCGGAUGGAGUGUCUGCCCAGCGGCAGCCCCGUGCCCAGGCUUUCCUGGCACAAGGAUGGCCUGCCUUUGCCGGAAGACAGUAGUCAUAAGCUCCUAUCUAACGGAAGAAUCCUGCAGAUUCAGAAUACUCAAAUAGCAGAUAUCGGCAGGUAUGCGUGUGUCGCUGAGAACACAGCCGGAAGUGCCAAAAAGUAUUUUAACCUCAAUGUCCACGUUCCUCCCAGUGUCGUUGGUCCUAACCCUGAAAACCUUACGGUUGUGGUGAACAAUUUCAUCUCUUUGACAUGUGAGGUUGCUGGUUUUCCACCGGCUGAUCUCACCUGGCUCAAGAACGGACAGCCCAUCAAGCCAAGCACAAACGCUCUCAUUGUGCCUGGCGGUCGAACUCUGCAGAUUAUUCGAGCCAAGGUUUCUGACGGGGGUGAAUACACUUGUGUCGCCAUCAACCCAGCUGGCGAAAGCAAGAAGCAGGUGUCGCUGACUGUUCACGUGCCCCCCAGCAUUAAAGAUGGCGGCAGUGAAGCGCUUUCUGCAGUGACUGUGAGAGAGGGCGCUCCCGCGUCUCUGCAGUGUGAGUCGCACGCUGUCCCGCCUCCCGUGGUCACCUGGUACAAGAGCGGGCGGCCGGUGGCCGAAUCUCAGCGCGUGCGGAUUCUAGCCGAUGGACAAACACUGCGCAUCGAGAACGCCGAGGUGUCUGACACAGGCCAGUAUGUGUGUAGAGCUAUAAAUGUAGCAGGACGAGAUGAUAAAAGUUUCCACCUCAAUGUUUAUGUGCCACCCAGUAUUGAAGGGCCCGAGAGAGAAGUGAUUGUGGAGACCGCCGGCAGUCCUGUGACCUUGACAUGUGACGCCACUGGGAUCCCACCUCCCGCCGUAGCCUGGCUGAAGAACCACAGGCCUAUAGAAAAUUCCAACUCACUUGAAGUCCAUAUUUUGUCUGGAGGUGGCAAACUCCAAAUUGCCCGCUCCCAGCGUUCCGACAGUGGAAACUACACCUGUGCUGCUUCAAAUGUGGAGGGGACGGCGCACAAAAGCUACGUCCUCUCCAUCCAGGUUCCUCCAACUAUUGCUGGUGCUGAAAUGCCAAGCGAAGUCAGUGUCCUUCUGGGGGAAAAUGUUGAGCUGGUCUGCAAUGCAGAUGGCGUCCCCACGCCGCUUAUUCAGUGGCGAAGAGAUGGGAAGCCCAUAACUCACGGGGAAGCAGAAAGAAUUGGGGUGACUGCCGGCGGCAGCACGUUAAACAUCUAUGGCGCGCUUGCAUCCGAUGCGGGAAAAUACACGUGUGUGGCUACUAAUCCUGCCGGAGAAGAAGACCGAAUCUUUGACUUGAAUGUCUACGUUCCACCUACAAUCGAGGGCAACAAAGACGAAGCAGAGAAACUCAUGGCUUUGGUGGACACCUCAGUAAACAUCGAAUGCAGAGCCGCGGGGACGCCGCCGCCACAGGUCACCUGGCUGAGGAGUGGGCUCCCGCUGCCUCUCUCCUCCCGCGUUCGCUUGCUGUCAGCAGGGCAGGUUGUCAGGAUCGUGAGGGCCCAGGUGCUGGACGCUGCUGUGUAUACGUGCGUGGCCUCCAGCAGAGCCGGGGUGGACAAGAAGCACUACAGCCUGCAGGUGUUCGCACCACCCAGCAUAGACAAUGCUCUGGGGACAGAAGAAAUCACCGUCGUCAAAGGCAGCUCCACCUCCAUGUCCUGCUUCCCACACGGAACGCCAGCCCCCCGUGUGUCCUGGCUCAAAGAGGGGCAGCCGCUGGGGCUGGAGGCCCGCCUGACCUUGAGCACUCAGGCCAUGGUCCUGCAGCUGGUGGAAGCGGAGGCUCGGGAUUCGGGAAGGUACUCCUGCGUGGCCUCCAGCGAAGCUGGCGAGGUCAGCAAGCACUUUGUCCUGAGGGUCCUAGAGCCACCGCACAUUAAUGGAUCCAGAGAAACUGGAGAGGUAUCAGUAAUUGUUAAUAACCCACUUGAACUUACCUGCAUUGCUUCUGGAACCCCAGCCCCUAAAAUUACCUGGAUGAAAGAUGGCCGGCCUCUUCUACACACAGAACAGGUGCAGACUCUAAAGGGAGGUGAAGUUCUUCGACUAUCAAGUGCUCAGGUGGAAGACACAGGAAGAUACACGUGUGUGGCGUCCAGUCCCGCAGGAGAUGCCGAUAAGGAAUAUCUAGUGAGAGUGCAUGUGCCCCCUAACAUUGCCGGAACAGAUGAGCCUCAGGAUUUCACUGUGUCACAGAACAGACAAGUGACACUGGAGUGCAAAUCGGAUGCGGUGCCCCCACCUGUAAUUACGUGGCUCAAAAACAGAGCACACCUACAGGCCUCGCCUCGAGUGCGAAUCCUUUCUGGAGGGAGAUACUUGCAGAUUAACAACGCAGACCUUGGAGAUACUGCCAACUAUACCUGUGUUGCCAGCAACAUAGCAGGGAAGACCACAAGAGAAUUCACUGUCUUUGUGAAUGUUCCUCCAAACAUAAAGGGUGGCCCCCAGAGUCUUGUCACUCUCGUCAAUGUGUCAGCUGUGCUGGAAUGCUCAGCUGAUGGCGUGCCCACCCCAAGGCUGACUUGGAGAAAGGACGGAGCCGUUCUAGCCGGGAAUCAGGCAAGGUACUCCAUCUUGGAGAACGGAUUCCUUCGGAUCCAGUCGACACGGGUCACCGACGCAGGCCGGUAUUUGUGCAUGGCCACCAACGCUGCCGGGACAGACCGCAGGCGGAUAGAUUUGCAAGUGCUCGUUCCUCCCUCCAUUGCUGCGGGUCCUACCAAUGUAACUGCAACGGUGAAUGUCCAGACUACCCUGGCCUGUGAGGCGUCCGGCAUCCCCAAGCCAUCCGUCAAAUGGAGAAAAAAUGGGCAUCUUCUUAACGUGGAUCAAAAUCAGAAUUUAUACAGGCUCCUCUCUUCUGGUUCUCUGGCGAUCAUCUCCCCUUCUGUGGAUGACACCGCCACCUAUGAGUGCACCGUGACAAACGAUGCUGGAGAGGAUAAGAGAGCCGUGGGCCUCACCGUCCAAGUUCCGCCCUCCGUAGCUGACGAGUCUGCGGACGUGGUGGUGACCGCCCGGGCUCCAGCGGUGAUGACCUGCGCUGCCACCGGAGUUCCAUUUCCUUCCAUUCACUGGACCAAAAACGGUGUCAGACUGCUCCCCAGGGGAGAUGGCUACCGAAUUCUGUCCUCCGGAACAAUUGAAAUCUUCUCCAGCCAGCUCAGCCACGCUGGAAGGUACACUUGCGUUGCUAGGAAUUCAGCCGGUUCUGCACAUCGCCACGUGACCCUUCAUGUCCAAGAGCCUCCAGUCAUUCAGCCGCAGCCCAGCGACCUGGAUGUCAUCCUGCACAAUCCCGUUCUGUUGCCGUGUGACGCCGCAGGGACACCCAGGCCUUUCAUUACGUGGCAGAAAGAAGGCAUCAGCGUGCUCAGCUCAGGGCAAAGCCGUGCGGUGCUCCCUGGCGGCAGCCUGCAGAUCUCCAGAGCCGCCCGCGAGGAUGCUGGCGUUUACGUGUGCGUGGCUCAGAACCCAGCCGGGACGGCCUUGGGCAAAAUCAAGUUAAACGUCCAAGUCCCUCCAGUCAUCAGCACGCACCCACUGCAGCACAUCAUCGCGGUGGAUCAGCCCAUCUCACUGCCCUGCGAGGCCGAUGGCCUCCCUCCGCCUGACGUCACCUGGCACAGAGACGGCCGUGCGAUUGCAGAGUCAGUGCGCCUGCACGUCCUCGCCUCGGGGGCUCUGCACAUAGCCUUCGCUCAGCCGGGCGACGCUGGUCAGUACACGUGCGUGGCGGCCAAUGUGGCCGGGUCGAGCAGCAGGAGCACCACGCUCACUGUCCACGUUCCUCCCAGGAUCCGAAGUACUGAGGAACACUACACAGUCAGUGAGAACUCGCGAGCCAUCCUUCCCUGUGAGGCUGAUGGGAUCCCCACGCCAGCAAUCAGCUGGAAAAAAGACAGUGUUCCUUUGGCUAACUUGUUAGGAAAAUACACGGCCGAACCAUAUGGAGAACUCAUUUUAGAGAAUGUUGCGUUGGAGGAUUCAGGCGUCUACACCUGUGUCGCCAGCAAUGCUGCAGGUGAAGAUACGCACACUGUCAGCCUGGCUGUGCAUGUUCUCCCCACAUUUACAGAACUCCCUGGAGAUGUGUCACUGAAUAAAGGAGAACAGCUCCGAUUAAGCUGUAAAGCAACCGGCGUUCCAUUGCCCAAGCUGACGUGGACCUUCAAUAACAAUGUCAUCCCAGCCCGCCUUGGCAGUGUCCACGGACACAGCGAACUUGUUGUUGAAAGAGUGUCCAAGGAGGACUCGGGUACUUACGUGUGCACCGCAGAGAACAGCGUUGGCUUUGUGAAGGCAAUUGGGUUUGUUUACGUGAAGGAACCUCCGGUCUUCAAAGGUGAUUACCCUUCAAACUGGAUUGAGCCACUCGGAGGUAACGCAGUCCUGGACUGUGAGGUGAGAGGAGACCCUGUCCCGACCAUCCAGUGGAGCAGAAAGGGUGUGGACAUUGAAAGUAGCCACAGAAUCCGGCAGCUGGGCAACGGCUCCCUGGCCAUCUACGGCACUGUGAAUGAAGACGCCGGGGACUACACGUGUGUGGCCACCAACGCUGCCGGGGUGGUGGAGCGCAGCGUGAGCCUGACUCUGCAGAGUGCUCCUGUUAUCACCCUCGAGCCGGUGGAAACUGUCGUCAACGCCGGUGGCAAAGUCAUACUGAACUGUCUGGCAGCUGGAGAGCCGCCUCCAACCAUCCUGUGGUCCCGGCAGGGGCAGUCCAUCCCCUGGGACGACCGGGUUCGGGUGUUGUCCAACGGCUCCUUGUAUAUCGCCGCCGCUAAGAAGGAAGACAGCUCUGAGUAUGAGUGUGUGGCUCGAAACCUCAUGGGCUCUGUCCUUGUCAGGGUGCCGGUCGUCGUUCAGGUUCACGGUGGAUUUUCCCAGUGGUCUGUGUGGAGGUCCUGUAGUGCCACGUGCGGAAGAGGCAUCCAAAAGAGGAGUCGUCUGUGCAACAACCCCCUUCCAGCCAACGGGGGGAAGCCGUGCCAGGGUUCGGAUUCGGAAACACGGAACUGUCAAAACAAGCAGUGUCCGGUGGAUGGCCACUGGUCAGCGUGGAGUCUGUGGGGAGAAUGCACAAGGAGCUGUGCACGCGGCAACCGAACCAGGACCAGGACUUGCAGCAACCCGCCAGCUCAGCACGGCGGGCGGCCCUGUGAGGGGGCUGCCGUGGAAGUGGUCGUGUGCAACAUGCACCCUUGCCCGGUUCAUGGAGCCUGGAGCACUUGGCAGCCUUGGGGUGCCUGCAGCACGAGUUGUGGGAAAGGCACCCAGACAAGAGCAAGGCUUUGCAGUAACCCCCCACCAGCCUUUGGUGGCUCCUACUGUGACGGAGCAGAAACACAGAUGCAGAUUUGCAAUGAAAGACACUGUCCAGUUGAUGGCAAGUGGACAACGUGGGCCAGUUGGAGUGCCUGUACCGUGUCCUGUGGUGGAGGUGCCAGACAGAGGAGAAGGGACUGCACUGACCCUGCCCCCCAGUAUGGAGGAAGCCGAUGUGAUGGGAGUGAUGUCCAGAGUGAUUUCUGCAAUACCGACCCUUGUCCCACCCACGGUAACUGGAGCCCUUGGAGUGGCUGGGGAGCGUGCAGCCGAACGUGCAACGGAGGGCAGAUGCGGCGGUACCGCACGUGCGACAACCCGCGUCCUUCCCACGGGGGACGAGCUUGUGGGGGCCCGGACUCCCAGGUGCAGAGGUGCAGUGCUGACGUGUGUCCUGUGGACGGAAGCUGGGGAAACUGGCACAGCUGGAGCCCGUGUUCUGCCUCUUGCGGAGGAGGCGAGAAGACUCGCAGGCGGCUCUGCGACAGUCCAACACCAAACAAAGGUGGCCAUCCCUGCGCUGGGGACACCACUCAGGUGUCCCGAUGCAAUGUGCAGGCGUGUCCAGGUGGGCCCCCACGAGCCAGAGGAAGUGUCAUUGGGAGUAUUAAUGAUGUUGAAUUUGGAAUUGCUUUCCUUAAUGCCACAGUAACAGAUAGCCCUCACUCCAAUACUAAAGUCAUACAUGCCAAAAUCACCAAUGUGCCUCGCAGUCUGGGUCCAGCAAUGAGAAAGAUAGCUUCUAUUCUAAAUCCCAUUUAUUGGACAACAGCAAAGGAAAUAGGAGAAGCCAUCAACGGCUUUACCCUUACCAACGCAGUCUUCAAAAGAGAAACUCAAGUGGAAUUUGCAACUGGAGAAAUCUUGCGAAUGACUCACGUUGCCCGGGGCUUGGAUCCCGACGGUGCUUUGCUGGUGGACAUUGUUGUGAGUGGCUACGUUCUGCAGCUUCCGUCGCCUGUGGACAUCAACAUUAAGGAUUACAUGGAGGACUACAUUCAGACGGGCCCCGGGCAGCUGUACGCCCACUCCACCCGGCUGUUCUCCAUCGACGGUGUCAGUGUUCCGUACACCUGGAACCACACGGUCUUCUACGACCAGGCACAGGGAAGAAUGCCUUUCUUGGUAGAAACGCUCCAUGCAUCCUCUGUGGAAUCUGACUACAACCAGUUGGAAGAGACACUAGGUUUUAAAAUCCACGCUUCAAUUUCCAAAGGCGAUCGCAGCAAUCAGUGCCCGUCCGGGUUCACCUUGGAUCCAGUGGGACCGUUUUGCGCUGAUGAAGAUGAGUGCGCGGCGGGGAAGCCUUGCUCCCACACCUGCCACAAUGCCGUGGGGACCUACUAUUGCUCCUGCCCAGAAGGCCUCACCAUAGCUGUGGACGGAAGGACUUGUCAAGACGUUGAUGAGUGUGCUUUGGGUGGACAUGCCUGCCACGCCGGCCAGGACUGUGACAACACCAUCGGGUCCUAUCGCUGUGUGGUCCGCUGUGGAGUCGGCUUCCGAAGAACCUCCGACGGGCUGAGCUGUCAAGAUGUUAACGAAUGUCAAGAAUCCAGCCCCUGUCACCAGCGCUGUUUCAAUGCCAUAGGCAGUUUCCACUGUGGAUGUGAACCCGGGUAUCAGCUCAAAGGCAGAAAAUGCGUGGAUGUGAAUGAGUGCAGGCAGGGUGUGUGCAGACCGGAUCAGCACUGUAGGAACACGCGUGGUGGCUACAAGUGCAUCGAUCUUUGCCCCAGUGGAAUGACCAAGGCAGAAAACGGAACCUGCAUUGAUAUUGAUGAAUGUAAAGACGGGACUCAUCAGUGCAGAUAUAAUCAGAUAUGUGAGAAUACAAGAGGCAGCUACCGUUGUGUGUGCCCAAGAGGUUAUCGGUCUCAAGGAGUAGGAAGACCCUGUGUGGAUAUUAAUGAAUGUGAGCAAGUGCCCAAACCUUGUGCACAUCAGUGCUCCAACACCCCCGGCAGCUUCAAGUGUACCUGUCCCCCAGGACAGCAUUUACUGGGGGACGGGAAAUCUUGCGCUGGAUUGGAGAGGCUGCCCAGUUCUGGCGCUCAGUACAGUAGCUAUCAGCUGGCACGGUCCUCCGCGGUGAGGAACAGCCGUCAUCCUCCGCAGCGUUACAGACACCACUCACAGCUCUACAGCUCCUACACAGAGUAUAGAAACAGCAGAGCCUCUCUCGCCAGGACUAGAAGGACUAUUAGGAAAACUUGCCCUGAAGGCUCCACGGCGAGCCAAGACACAUGUGUAGAUAUUGACGAAUGUGAAACCAGAGACGUUUGCCAGCAUGUGUGCAGAAAUACUUUUGGAAGCUAUCAGUGCCUCUGUCCUCCUGGCUAUCAGCUCAUGCUCAAUGGAAAGACGUGCCAAGAUGUUGACGAGUGUCUGGAGCAGAGCACGAGCUGUGGGCCCAACCGCAUGUGCUUCAACACGAGAGGAAGCUACCAGUGCAUCGACACGCCCUGUCCUCCCAGCUACCGGCGGGAUGCUGUGUCAGGGUUCUGUCUCAAGAGCUGUCCGCCCAAUGAUUUGGAGUGUGCCUUGAGCCCAUAUGCCUUGGAGUAUAAACUUGUCUCCCUCCCAUUUGGAAUAGCUGCCAAUCAGGAUUUGAUCCGGCUGGUGGCGUACACUCAGGAGGGGGUGAUGCACCCCAGGACGACUUUUCUCAUGGCAGAUGAGGAACAGGCUGUGCCUUUUGCCUUAAGGGAUGAAAACCUAAAAGGAGUGGUGUACACGACCCGGCCACUACGAGAGCCGGAGACCUACCGCAUGAGGGUGCGAGCCCUAUCCCGCAGUGCCAAUGGGACCCUGGAGUACCAGACCACGUUCAUAGUUUACAUAGCUGUGUCUGCCUACCCAUACUGAGGAGCCCUGCAAAGCUUGGUCCACAUAUGUAAAUCACGGUAACCAUGGCAACCACAUCCCCUUCCAGAUGACUGUGUCUUGCACAGUUGCAAUCUUGGCAACUUGAAAAUGGUGCUAUGUUGUGUGUGCCCUCCCUGGUACCACCCAGGUCCUUCACGACCCCACCAUGGCCAUCUUGCAGUAAAGUCUGGAGAAGUCCCUUCUUUUUGUCUUUAUUUAUUACACUGGAGCAGUCACUUCCCAACGAUUCUGAAUACCUUUCAGGACACAUCAGUGAUACUUUAGAAUACCACAGUAGCUGGGGUGAUUUUCCUUAAAAGCAACUAAUUCAAAGUCAAGAUUUUUGAGCAUCUGUCUUUAGAACAAUAAAACCAGCUGUUCUGUGUUUUUAUCAAACCUUAUGCAAUGAAUUAUGAAGCUGUUUAUUAAUGCUUUAUAAAAGGACUUGGACACCCAUUUCACUCUAAGGAAGAGAAGCACCCAUCAUUUCAGGAAUGCACUGCCGCUACGAGAAGGUCCACCCCACGUGGGGCUUGCCUCAGCUGAACAUCUGAGUGAGGGUGAUGCCUUCAGUGAUGCUGUGGAAUCAGCUAACAUGUAGAGCAACGAAAAGACGUUCUCUUGUCCUCCGAUGAUUUUCCUCAGACCUGGAUCUUUGCUGUGACGUUUGAUAUAACCUUCCGUUCAUUUAGCUCUGUAGCUUUUAUAUUCCAGAUUUUUUUUUCUGCAAAUGAAAACAAUGUUUUAAAAACCAAUAGGACAGGUUUCUUUUUUUAUCUGAUAUACUCAAAAUCACAUAAAUAUUAAACGUCAACACACUGUACAUGGUGGUAACAGGCUCUAUAAGCAAUUGGCAAGAUGUAUUCUAUUUUUAUUAAGUGUAUAUAUGUAUUACCUAGUGUGUAUUUUCUAUAUAAUAUCAUAUAAUAUGUUGGACUCUUAUAAAAUUAUUUUAUAAAAAAACAAUGUUACAGUAAAAUCAGCUGAAAUAAAAUUUUCACAUCCUUUUUCUUAA
This is a messenger RNA of Oryctolagus cuniculus (rabbit), 18105 nucleotides long. RefSeq names its product hemicentin 1 (gene HMCN1). Gene Ontology annotation, molecular function: calcium ion binding; axon guidance receptor activity. The record is from RefSeq and is a predicted model, not a curated record. Gene Ontology annotation, cellular component: plasma membrane; axon; neuronal cell body. NCBI's taxonomy places the organism in Eukaryota, Metazoa, Chordata, Mammalia, Lagomorpha, Leporidae. Gene Ontology annotation, biological process: synapse organization; homophilic cell-cell adhesion.